This is a messenger RNA of Salpingoeca rosetta, 1987 nucleotides long. RefSeq lists its product as uncharacterized. Gene Ontology annotation, cellular component: preribosome, large subunit precursor. NCBI's taxonomy places the organism in Eukaryota, Choanoflagellata, Craspedida, Salpingoecidae. Gene Ontology annotation, molecular function: protein binding. The record is from RefSeq and is a predicted model, not a curated record. The coding region runs from base 20 to 1651 and encodes 543 amino acids. The transcript is spliced from 15 exons.
CUUAGGAGAGAGAAGGAAGAUGAGCGACUCCACGACGGAGGGGGAUCGCGCGAUGCAGCUUCUGCGGGGACUGGAGAAAGAGAUCCUCACUUUGAAAGAAGAGAAUGCGCAACUGAAAGAACAGCUGGACCUUGCCCUGCGGUACAUCCCCAUGUACCCCGACUCGCCGGAUGUGGGCUCUGAUCAUCCCCAGACCCAGCCGCGCCCACGGGCCGGCAGCGCGACGGAAGCGCGCUUGGACGACAAGCAGAAGGGCGGGCGCAAGGUGUCGAAGAAGCUUCAGAAGGCAUACCAGGCCUCCACCAACCGCAUCGUCUCCACAUUCGCACGUCACGAUCCGCUUGUCAUCGAAGGGACGUGCACGAGCACGCUGCACGGCCACUCCGAUGGCGUGUGGUCCGUCUGCAGCAGCGUCAUUGACGGCCUCGACAUGGCUGUGAGUGCGUCUGCUGACCGCACGUGCCGGGUGUGGCUGGUCAACAGUGGGGCGUGUGUUGUGCAGUACAGCGGCCACCGCUCCUCAGCCAACACGGCGACGCUGCUUGACCCUGGUGCACAGGCCGCACACUUUGUUGGCCUCUCCGGCGGCGGCGAUGGCGCCGUGCACCGCUGGCUCGUCGACCGGGAAUUGGCAAACCCGCGUUCGAUUGGAAUGACCGUUGGGGUUGGCGAUGGACAGGACACAAGCCAAGGCGUGGUGUUGAAGCAGCCCGACAGCACAUUCGUCGGUCACACAGCGCCCAUCUCCUCCCUCGCACUCUGCCAGGACAACCAGUGCGUGACGGCAUCGCAUGAUGCAACGGGCCGCCUGUGGGACAUUCCCCGCGGCGUGUCCAUCCUCAAACUGCCCGGACACGAGCAGGAACUCACAGACGUGUGCUGCCAUCCGCACCGCAAGUUCGCCAUCACCAGCUCCCGCGACGCCACAUUCCGCAUGUGGGACUUUCGACAGUCGUCGAUUCGGGAGGUGAGCGUGUGCCAGGGGCACGCCGAUGCAGUCAACUCCACCGCCAUCGUCAGCGAUCACAUUGUCGCAUCGACCAGCGAAGACAGCACACUCAAGAUGUGGGAUUUGCGCAAGAUGCGCUCCCCUCUUCGCGUUAUUCGCCUCAAUUCCCCAGCAAACAAGAUGGCUGUAUCGCCAACGAAGCACCACCUUGCGGUGCCCACGGACGGCGGGUCCGUCAAGCUCUAUGACGUCAACACGGGCGCUCGCGUCGGCCGCAUGCCAAAACGCCGCACUGGGGGCCACCGCCGCGCUGCGUGCUGCGUCUCGUGGCUCUCCGAUGACCGCCUCAUCUCCGCCAGCUUCGACCACACGCUGAUGGUGUGGCAGCUGCGUGCAUAUGAGCGGCACGACAAGUUGCCGCGUCUCGGGCACCGCAGGCAGAGGGAGGCAGCAGCGACGACGACGACAACCUCAACCUCACCUGCACCCGCAACGACAGCAGCAGCAACAACAACAGCGGCGAUGGCGGUGGGCAGUGGCAGCAACGGCAACGGGCACAGCAGUGGCAACGCCAGCAGUCACAACAACGGUGUGAGCAGUAAUGCUGCCAACAGCAACAACAACAGCACCAACGGCAACGCUGCAAGCCACGGCAGUGGCGGACCACCGGACCAUGCGUCCGCCGCAACCACCACGGUGUAGUGUCAUGACUGUGCAUGACUGUGGUGUGGUCGAGGUCAAGCUCUUACACGCACAUGAGACAGAGAGAUAGAGAGACGGAGGUGUUUAUCUUCUGCUUUGUUUUGCCAUGUUGCACUCUGCUUGCUUACUGCUUGUGUCAUUGCUGUGUUUUGAGCCCACAUGCAUCAUCAUUUUUCGACGAAUGUGUUACACUGUUUGCUGUACACAGUGUGCUUCUGCUUGUGUGUGUGUGUGUGUGUGCGUUUGUUCACAACGUGUACAUGUUCUUCUUUGUCGUUACAUUAGACGUGUUGAUCCCUUUACAAUUGUGUGGGGACUGUUCAGAGUGAAAUCGAG